UUCCGCGGUGCACAGGAGCAGCGACGCCAGGAACAGCAGAAACACGACGCCUCCGUUGAGCUUCAUAUCUCGACGAGAAUUUAAACGUGCGGCCACAUUACAAACCCAAUGCCGGCAGUUUCAGCACGCUCAUCACCCCCUCAGACACGCGGCACGCAAAGCGCACAAUUGAUCGUGCUUGACACGUACGUGGACAUUCGCAAGUACCGUCUUGCCCCUUCGACCAAUUACGUCAUUAGGACACGUCAAUACACAUCUUUCUUCGGAACGAGCGUCCGUGUCAACAAAAACAAGAUACUCGAGAGGGACAAUCUCGCCGAUAAACUUGGGAUUUAUCUUUGUAAUCACGACACGGGCGUUAAGUCACGCGGGAAAACAUUCGCCGGAUCAGCUGUUUGCGUUAAAGGCAUGCAAUCGCCAUAAUAAACGCGUGCGCCGCUAACGCCGAGCACGAAUACGUCACGUAAUAUCACGAUUGUUUAUACCGCGUAACUUCGGCGACACGACACGAUGUAUCGCGAUUGAUCACGGAAGGGAAACCACGCACGAACGUUACGCACCGCUACGUGCAACGGAAUGUUUUAUUUUCGCUCCAAAUUUACUCCAAAUUUUCGCGCGUUCAAUGUUCAAACUUCAACUCGUUGAACGUUGAAUCUUCUUCGGCCGAAACGAUCGAACACGAUAUCGGUGAGGCAUGCGAGUAUGCACACACCAAACACGGUGACGUUUGUAAAUUAAAGAUUACACUAGAUGAAAGAUAAUGGUAGCAUUUUCUUUAUUCGGAACUAAUUAAGCCGCAAGGUUGCCUCGACUGAUUCAAAGAAACACGGACGAUGUUGCAGGUUAACCGUGCAAAAGCUGCGCGAGGACGCAUCGUGCGCGGUAAAAUUGCACAAAAACGAAUAAAACUAUCGUUAAAAGUUUAGAAAAAACAUCAUAAAACGGAGACGUAUACGAAAUGUUGAGAAAUUCGGAUUAUUCGUCUCUUUCGAUCACUCUAACCUUUCGAGAGUAUCUGUGACUGCGUCCAAAAAACCUCAAAAAUUAUGCCAUAACCUAACAAUCGCCAGCGCCCCCUCGCGGAAUUUCCGUAUUCUAAGCUCAUUGUUGCUCGUUUAACGCAGUUUUCCGAACACACCUGACGUUACAUGUCCGAACGAGGCGAAAUAUCUUUUCCGUUUCAAGUACACGUAAUUUUAUGAAAUGCGUCAACAUUGCGAAUUUCUCAGACCGAAGAGUAAUCCGUGAAUUUUUCACAGUGACAAUGAAAACGAAAGGAUUUCUACCUCGUCAUUCUUCUGUUUGUAAAUUCUCAAUGUAAAACUCUUUGAUUGUAUAAUUGAUUACAUUAACGUUAUCACUGCUGUUUACUAAAUCAAUUUGAUCAUCUCGCUACGUCGUACGAAAGUUGUACAGAUCCACGAUUCACGUGGCACUGUCAAAUGAAAAAGAGAAGCCUCGCCUCUCUUUUUUCCCCCCUCCGACUUACCAGAAAAGUUUUAUAAAGCCACUUUACGUAGACGCAGCUGGUCAGGGCGCAACAACAUUAACAAGCAUUAGCGUUGUUACGCAGCAGCGUGACUUACAACGGUCUCAAGUUCCUCCACCGAGCGAUUUAUCGGGGAGUAGGACAGGGUUACGCUCCGUGGAGAGGGUAGUGGAGUAGUGGGGCUGCUGGUUUGCGGGGUUAGCAGUGUCGGUUAAUACGGACCUGCUGCAUCGACCUACCUCGCGUUCGCGUUCGAGGCUCUCGUACUUUUGUAUCGCGUCGGUCGCUCGGUUAAUUGCCUCGGUCGCCGAUGAUACUCGAGUAAUAAGAUAAGCGACGUGGACUUUUGUUCGGCAGUCGCGAGUCCGACCGUGUGCCAGCGAAGCGGUGUGCAUCGCUCGUUAACAUCCGUAAUUCCCUUCUACGCGAAUAAAAUCAGCGUUGCUCCUGCGAGUAUUAUUUUUUUGAAUUCGUACGCGGGUGACUACUAUAGCGUGUGAACUUUCGAUCGUAAACGCUCGCUGGCACUCGUACGCGUCACUCGCGAUAAUGUCAGUUGUCUUGGGUCGCGCGACCAGUCGGCAAGGACUCGGUUAUCGUUAUCCGGACUACCGAAACGCGAACGGUGAACGCGCACGUUGCCAUCGUGGCGCGCGAUAAAUACCCGCGUGCAUUCGCGACUUGCCUUGCCGCCGGGUCAGUUCGUUUGUUUACGGCGCCCCGAGUCCACGCCGCUCGUUAGUGGCCGCGUCGUCUACGUUGUCGCCGUCGCGCGUGAUCUCCGCUCGAAUCUAGCGAUUAUCCGCAGCGUGAUCGCAAAACGGGGGAUCAAGGUGGUUCGAGUCACGCUUUUCAACACACACAACACGCGCGCGCGCACACACGUACUGACCAAACGCAGUUCACCGAGCCGAGAGGUAGUGGUAGAAGCGAGUAGAUCGGCGUCUGACCAUCUGAUCUCGCGCUCCCCUUUUCCGUCCCGUCAAAUGGUGGAGAGUGGCAAACGUCGGUGAGCCAUGGAGGAGAACACGAGUGCCGUCCUCGAGGAGAUCUUCUACGUGACGUCGAAGCGGAACACGUACUACCGGGUGAAGCUGACGGAGAAGGGUCUGAGCCUGCGGAAGGAGCACAACGGUGCGACCAAGACCGAGACGAUCGCCCUGAGCGAUAUAAUCGGCUGCAGAUGCAUGCGGUCGAAGCGGAGGAACGCGGGCAGCUGCGCCUGUCGACCGGGCGCGUCCAAGUCGCAGCUCAGGCUGGUCGAGUCGGCCACCGAGGCCUACCAGUACAACGACGAUCACGACACGUCCGCGUACCUGUACCUUUACGCGUACGCCCUGAAGAAGAUGCGAGUGAAGGGUACGCUGAAGCGCGAGCGCACGACCAUCACGCUGCGCUUUCGCAGCUUCGACAAGUACGAGGACAAUCUGCGCGAAGCGAGCAGGUGGCGAUUGGCGAUCAAGUGCCUGAUCGCCAACGUGCCGGUGCCGAAGAAUCUGAUGAGCCCCAGUCACGGGAACCUGGAGUCGCUGAUUGGCGCAUGUCCGGGAGAGAAUAGGAAACUGUUGGUUCUGCUGAAUCCAAAAUCAGGACCCGGCAGAGGUAGGGAGAUCUUCCAAAGAAGGAUCCAUCCGAUCCUGUCGGAAGCGGAGAAAUCUUACGAGAUUCACAUUACCAAGUGUCCCAACUACGCCCGCGAGUUCAUCCGCACGAGAGAUAUCUAUCAAUGGAGCGGUCUAUUAAUGGUUGGCGGAGACGGAAUCGUCUUCGAGGUGGUGAACGGACUGCUUCAGAGAUCGGAUUGGGAGAAAGCACUACACGAACUACCACUCGGAGUAAUACCCUGCGGUUCCGGUAAUGGCUUGGCGAAAUCCAUCGCCCACGCUAAGCAAGAACCGUAUGACCGCAAUCCUCUGCUUAUCAGCGCGUUAACAGCGGUUAAGUGCAAAACAACGCCGAUGGAUCUCGUGCGUGUAGAAACUAGAAAUCAGAUACUCUUUUCGUUUCUGUCGGUGGGCUGGGGCCUGCUGGCCGACAUUGACAUCGAAAGCGAACGGUUACGAGCAAUCGGAGGCCAAAGGUUUACCGUAUGGAGCGUAGCGCGUUUAAUAGGAUUAAGAACGUACAAAGGCAAAGUGUCGUAUUUACCUUGCAACAAGGUUCCUUCGUUGGAGAAUGUGGCAAACGGCAAGAUAUAUUGCAAGGACUACGCUACGGAGAACACAUUGUCACACUCGAGAAGUUACGGCGAUGAAUUGGAUAGGUACUGUCCCGCGUCCGAAUCAAAGAGCUUCCACGAUCCACUCGACGAAUCGUCCAACGAUUUAAACGGCUGCGACGAUUUUGACGUGAUACCUGAUAAUCUGGCGCUCGAGACGGAAACCGAGAGGAGGCACAGACUUGACAGCUUCUACUCGGCUACGUCGGCCAAGUCAACGUAUUUCAGUGCGGGCUCGGUCUCGAGUUAUCACAGUAUCGAUGACGAUAGCGCGGAUAUUGGUACGGAAAACAUCAAUAACAGCCAAAUUAUGUACGGGCCGUCGUCCACGCUUCCAGCGUUAACUACGCAACCCUCCAAUUCCUGGACAACGGUUCAAGGAGAAUUUGUAAUGGUACACGCGGCCUACCAGACCCAUUUGGGACAGGAUUACUUUUUUGCGCCACGUGCCACGCUGGCAGACGGAGUUAUCUGGCUGUUAAUAGUCAAAGCUGGUAUCACACGAGCCAACUUAGUGCAAUUUCUGCUGGGAUUGAGUAGCGGAACUCACUUGACCUGCUCUGGCGUCGACAUGGUGCCCGUAAAAGCAUUCCGGAUAGAGCCUGUGGAAGGGACAACCGGACACAUAACCGUGGACGGCGAGGAAGUCGAUUACGGGCCGUUGCAGGCUGAGAUAUUUCCUUCUCUAGCAUCGGUAAUGACGCUCUGACAUAAAGGAUAGUCGUGUACGUUUAAGCGGUAUACGAUAUCGACAACAAUAUCAGAUAAUCCUUUGGAUGUAUUCCUAGACGAGUGACUCGACUAGUUUAGCGCGAAUUAGCGGUAACACGCAAGAUUGUUAAUACGUUAUACUAAUACGAAUAUUCAUUGAGUAUUCCGGAUUGUAAAUUUUUAAAUUGACAAUCUGCGUAGGCUGUUUGCAAUUGAAAUCAAUGAAUUGUCCAGUCAUGAAGGCUGGAAACAUUUUCUUCUAUCAUUUUCAUACGUAUACACACCCACGCGCGCGCAUAUAAUUAUUUAUUAACCCUGGGCUUAGGCGGAUUAAAUCUGUUGCAUUCCAAUGAAUGUAUUUAGCUAUUUUGUAAAGUUUUCUAUCAGCUUGUACAGUGUAUCUAUACGUGCGACGCAUGCUGAUAUAUAUAUAUAUAUAUAUACAUAUGUAUACAUGUUUUUUUUUGUUCGUUUCCUCUCUCUUAACACAAUUACAAACUGUAACAUCACACGUAAGAUACUAUACUUGUUGCGUUAUUGCAACAAUCAAAUAAAUUGGUAACAUUUAUUUUACGUAUGAACGUUUUGAAAAUUGAGGCCACACAAUUAAUGUACGUAUGGAAAGUUGGUAAAAUUUUUAUCCACGCACAUUUGUUACUGCGUUCAACGCAUAACCAGAUAAUCUUGUAUUGUUUAGAAUUUAAUGGUUACGUUGCACAAGUGAAACAAUAUUCUAAUAAGUAAUAUGAUGUAACAGUCAAAUUGGAUAUAUGAUAAAAUUAUAUACCUAUUCUUUUUUUUACAUUAUGUAAUAUACGUGAUACAUAUACAUACUGAAUUUGCAGAUUGUUACUGUGCACAAUGUUUAUCAUAUUUAAGAAAAUGUUGAAAUUAUUGAAUUAGAAAAUCUUCUCUCAUUAAAUAUCUCUGUUAAUGAAAGUUGUUACAUUGUUUUUUAUUCGACUAUUGUACAUAUUUGAUAAAUGCAAUUAUCAAAUAGAAUUAAAGUAAAAACUUGUUUUAG
Ooceraea biroi (clonal raider ant) is the source of this 5442-nucleotide messenger RNA. RefSeq names its product Sphingosine kinase 2 (gene Sk2). Gene Ontology annotation, cellular component: cytoplasm; intracellular membrane-bounded organelle; membrane. The record is from RefSeq and is a predicted model, not a curated record. NCBI's taxonomy places the organism in Eukaryota, Metazoa, Arthropoda, Insecta, Hymenoptera, Formicidae. Gene Ontology annotation, biological process: sphingosine biosynthetic process; phosphorylation.